Molecule: messenger RNA, 2841 nt
Organism: Coregonus clupeaformis (lake whitefish)
Lineage: Eukaryota; Metazoa; Chordata; Actinopteri; Salmoniformes; Salmonidae
Product: calcitonin gene-related peptide type 1 receptor
Exons: 14
Coding region: 231-2015 (594 amino acids)
Biological process (GO): cell surface receptor signaling pathway; adenylate cyclase-activating G protein-coupled receptor signaling pathway; angiogenesis
Cellular component (GO): plasma membrane
Molecular function (GO): calcitonin receptor activity; calcitonin gene-related peptide receptor activity; adrenomedullin receptor activity
Source: RefSeq, a predicted model, not a curated record
GUAGUGGAUCAAUUUCAACUUGACAGCUCGAGCUCCUCUCCUCGCGUUUACAGUAGAGCACACUGGAUUGAACCCUCGCAGAACGCACAACCGGACUAUUAGCGCUCUGCAAACAGCGUCGGGAAAAGCAGAAUUUGCUAUUUUCUUUUCAUUUGAAGGCUACACUUCUCAGUAAGACCUGCUGACCUGUCUCUAUCUCUCCUCCUGGACCCGUUGACAGCAGAGCCAGGAUGGAUGCUAACGCCAUAUUCUCACUUCUGUUGCUGUGUUCUGUCACUGAGCUGUGUGUGUUGGCGAGCCCUGAGGGGAAUGACUCCCAGCAGCAGCACUAUCCCCAGAACGUCUACCACGACAUCGGUGUCACCAGGAACACAAUAGUCACUGCUCAGUUUGAGUGCUAUCAGAAGAUCAUGAAAAACGACAAACACAACAAAAUAGGGCCAGUUUGUAACAGGACGUGGGAUGGCUGGCUGUGCUGGGAGGACACAGAGGCAGGCUUCACUACAAACCAGCACUGUCCAGACUACUUCCAAGACUUUGACACAGCAGAAAUGGCGUCCAAAGUGUGCAGUGAAACGGGUGAUUGGUUUCUACACCCAGAGAGCAACAGGACAUGGACAAACUACACCAAAUGUACAGCAUACACCAGCGCAGGAAGAGUGACAGCGAUGAAUCUCUACUACCUGGUUCUGAUUGGACAUGGACUGUCGCUGACGUCAUUGUUCUUCUCAUUGGGAAUCUUUUUUCAUUUCAAGAGUCUAAGCUGCCAGAGGAUAACGCUCCACAAAAACCUAUUUUUUUCAUUUGUGUUGAACUCAGUCAUCACCAUCAUCUGGUUGACAGCGGUGGCUAACAACCAGGGACUAGUACAGAGCAACCCUGUGAGUAUGAUAACUAACAACCAGGGACUAGUACAGAGCAACCCUGUGAGUAUGAUAACUAACAACCAGGGACUAGUACAGAGCAACCCUGUGAGUAUGAUAACUAACAACCAGGGACUAGUACAGAGCAACCCUGUGAGUAUGAUAACUAACAACCAGGGACUAGUACAGAGCAACCCUGUGAGUAUGAUAACUAACAACCAGGGACUAGUACAGAGCAACCCUGUGAGUAUGAUAACUAACAACCAGGGACUAGUACAGAGCAACCCUGUGAGUAUGAUUACUAACAACCAGGGACUAGUACAGAGCAACCCUGUGAGUAUGAUGACUAACAACCAGGGACUAGUACAGAGCAACCCUGUGAGCUGUAAGGUGAUCAUGUUUAUUCACCUGUACCUGUUUGGCUGUAACUACUUCUGGAUGCUGUGUGAGGGCAUCUACCUGCACACCCUCAUCGUCGUGGCCGUGUUCGCUGAGAAACAACUCCUCAUGUGGUACUACCUGCUCGGAUGGGGAUUUCCACUCAUACCUGCAUUGAUACAUGCAAUAGCACGAAGCUACUACUACAAUGAUAAUUGUUGGAUCAGCUCAAACACAUCCCUGCUGUAUAUCAUCCACGGUCCCAUCUGUGCUGCCCUGCUGGUGAAUCUGUUCUUCCUGUUGAAUAUUGUGCGUGUCCUCAUCACCAAGCUGAAGGUGACCCACCAGGCUGAAUCUAGCCUCUACAUGAAGGCUGUGAGAGCCACCCUGAUCCUGGUCCCUCUCCUGGGCAUCCAGUUUGUCUUGUUCCCCUACAAACCCCAGGGACGCGUCGCCUUGGAGAUCUACGACUAUAUUAUGAACAUCCUCAUGCACUACCAGGGUCUCCUGGUUGCCACCAUCUUCUGCUUCUUCAAUGGGGAGGUCCAAGGUGUUUUGCGAAGGCACUGGAACCAGCAGAGGAUCCAGUUUGGUAGUAACUUCGCCCACGCAGAUGUCUUCCGCUCAGCCUCAUACGUGGCGUCAUCUCUGACGGAGGUGCACCGCUGCUACAGCAUUGACGGGCACACCGAACACAUGAACGGCAAGAACAGCUACCACGACAUCGAGACUGUGACACCCAUCAUACUCCGGUCGGAAAACCUGUUUGCCUGAGAACUGAGGCUGAAGGUCGGAGGUCGAAGGUUUGGGGCCUGGGUCUUCUUGACCUCUGUACAGUUACACAGUGGCAGUUAAACUUUCAGUUGAAAUGGCUGCAGACCAUUUGGAACUCAUUUUCCACCAUCUUCUACAACACCUUCACAACGAUUGGAUGAUGGUGAAAAGUACAUUAACAUUUAUAGGGAGCACUACUCAACAUCUUGAUCUGGUAAAUACAGUUACCUUCAACUGAUUCACUUUAACUUUAUGAGGACUGAAUAGGCACUUAACUAGAGACACCUCUAGUAAAGGAAUGGACACUCCCUACACUACCUUAAGGAAUAUAUCUUGCCGUUUCAUCCUGUGGACUGAAGAGCCUGCGACUCUACAACAACCUCUAACCCAACAGGAGUACAGUGCAAUUCACUUGUUGGGCCUACUGGUGAUAUAAUGACUUCCAUUCUGUAAAGGACAAAGGAAACCUAAUGUACAUGGACCUUAAGCACUGGAUGAUGUAUUCAGAUGGACAGGCUCUUUAUGGCUCUUUUAGACAAGACAAGAAACUGAAGGUCACAGUGGAUUUUUUGAUACAGUGUACAAUUACAAUUGUUUUCUUUAAUAGCAAUUAGUAUUGAAUGUGUUACCAUGUGUUGUUAUCUGUGGUUUGAAUUUGCAUGGUCAUCGAUGUCUACUUAUUUAUAACUAUGUUACAGUAGUACAUGAUGGACCCAUUAGAAUGUAUUUCCCUGUCCAGCGGUCCUCUCCCUUCUGUCUAGACUAGGUUUUAGUCCCUCUGUGGGAUUUUAUGUCUGGCACAUAAAAUGACCUUGGUUUUGCCUCA